This is a messenger RNA of Thrips palmi, 705 nucleotides long. Its product is annotated as protein PXR1-like. The record is from RefSeq and is a predicted model, not a curated record. The transcript has 2 exons. NCBI's taxonomy places the organism in Eukaryota, Metazoa, Arthropoda, Insecta, Thysanoptera, Thripidae. The coding region runs from base 1 to 705 and encodes 234 amino acids.
AUGGACCAAUCCCUUUUGAAUCCUGGAGACAAAUCCUCAGCUAACGAUGAUUCUCCUCGAUCAGUUGCUGCAGUUGUUCAAAGCUUUCUGAACCCAGUGCCUGAAAUCGAAGAUAGCAGCGGACCAUCUACAUCGAAAAGGAUCACCACAACAAGAAUGAUCACCAGUCAAGAAUUUGUGGAUCAAAUGCAAGAAAGAGAAGAAAAGAAGAGAGAGGAAGAAGAACUGAAAGCACAGAGAAAAAGAGAGAGGGAAGAAAAAAAAGUGGAAAAAUCUAGACUAUCAGAAGAGAAAAAGAGACAAGCAGCAGAGAAGAGGAGGUUAGCAGAGGAGAAAAAGAGACUUGCAUUGGAGCAAAAAGAAAAUCAAAAGGGAAAGCAAGUCAAACGAAGGAACACAAGGAAGAGAAACAAACAGAUCGUAGAAGACAACAAUCUUUCUGAUGUUGAUGACCCAAACUCUGAAAUGGACAAAGAAAAUGUUGAUCCGAGAGCUGAUAUUAAUGGGGGAAGACAAUCAACAACAGCUAGUCAAGAAGAGGAAGAAGACGCACUCUGUGGGAAAUGUGCAAGAUCUUUUCUUCAUGACUUUAGAGGAGAGAAGUGGAUAAGAUGCUCCAACUGUGAAAUAUGGUACCACAACAAAUGCUUAGGUUUAAGAGAUUCCUUUUUUUCUUUGACAUUUAUUUGCCCUGAUUGCAAGUAG